ACGAAUCCAACGGUUCAGAUUCAGUUUUGUUCUUGCCCAUUCCCUCUUGCUUUCUAUAUUCGCUUAUUCUUCUUUCGUUUUCCUCUGGUUGUCUCUGUCUUUUUCGCAUUUCUGCUCCAUUUUUGCAGCUUUCUGAAACCAUGUCUUCGUCCGAGAAGGAGAGAGAGACACAGGUCUACUUGGCCAAGCUCGCCGAGCAGGCCGAGCGCUAUGACGAAAUGGUUGAGUGUAUGAAGAAUAUUGCAAAGCUUGAUCUCGAACUAACUGUGGAGGAGAGGAACCUUCUCUCUGUCGGGUACAAAAAUGUCAUAGGUGCACGACGAGCCUCUUGGCGCAUCAUGUCUUCAAUUGAGCAGAAAGAGGAGUCCAAGGGAAAUGAAGGCAUUGUAAAAUUGAUAAAGGGUUACCGCCAGAAAGUAGAGGAGGAACUUUCAAAGAUUUGUGGUGAUAUUCUCUCUAUCAUAGACAAGCAUCUAAUCCCCCAUUCGUCCUCUGCAGAAGCCACGGUCUUCUACUAUAAGAUGAAAGGUGACUACUUUCGCUAUCUUGCUGAGUUCAAGACAGAUCAAGAUAGAAAAGAAGCUGCUGAUCAGUCAUUGAAGGGAUAUGAGGCUGCCUCAAGCACUGCAAAUACUGAACUCCCAUCAACCCAUCCCAUCCGGCUUGGCCUUGCUCUCAAUUUUUCUGUCUUCUACUAUGAGAUUAUGAAUUCUCCUGAGAGAGCUUGCCAUUUAGCUAAACAAGCUUUUGAUGAGGCAAUUGCAGAGUUGGAUACCUUGAGUGAGGAAUCAUACAAGGACAGCACUCUAAUCAUGCAACUGUUGAGAGACAACCUCACCCUCUGGACCUCAGAUUUGCCUGAAGACGGCGGUGAAGAGAACGUCAAAGCUGAGGAUUCCAAGCCUGUUGAACCUGAGCCCCAGCAAGCGAAAUGAGAGAGCCUCUCUACACAUCAUCUAGAGAUCGGAUUUCUUUCCAAAGAGAAUUUAAAGAAUAGCUCAACAGUGUGGGAUUGGACUGCACUAUCAGAUUUCUUGCGGCGUUUUUCUAUUCAUUUGGUCCACAACUGAAGCUGGAGUUUUUUUUUUUUUAAUUUUGCCAAGCUUUUGUUUCAAGUUCAAAUUCAAAUUCACCUCUUCUUUCAUGUUGUUGAUUCGUAAAACUAAGUGGAUAAUUGAAUCACAACUAUCAUAGCUUUAUCUCUAUUAUUGUAAUAUGAUAGUAUCGCAUACUUAUGAUCUA
Molecule: messenger RNA, 1242 nt
Organism: Cucurbita maxima (winter squash)
Lineage: Eukaryota; Viridiplantae; Streptophyta; Magnoliopsida; Cucurbitales; Cucurbitaceae
Product: 14-3-3-like protein GF14 iota
Exons: 7
Coding region: 141-935 (264 amino acids)
Biological process (GO): signal transduction
Cellular component (GO): cytoplasm
Source: RefSeq, a predicted model, not a curated record